Molecule: messenger RNA, 3497 nt
Organism: Drosophila grimshawi
Lineage: Eukaryota; Metazoa; Arthropoda; Insecta; Diptera; Drosophilidae
Product: probable serine/threonine-protein kinase DDB_G0267686
Exons: 10
Coding region: 444-2738 (764 amino acids)
Source: RefSeq, a predicted model, not a curated record
GAGCAACACAUGUCGAGAGCGGACGCUUCGUGCUUUUUGUUGCGCAUAUAUGCUGGGUACGCAUUGCGGGUGUUUGUUGCCUUAACUAAUUGCGAAUGAAAACUACUUGAAAGUUGGUCGGUCGCAGCAGCAACAACAACAAAAAAAACUACCGCAAAAUCCAUUGAAAAAAUUCAAUAAAAAAAUCGUGUGCGAAGAAUUUUAAGUUGACGCUUGACGUGAGCGCCUGUGUGUGUGUGUUGGUGUGCAAAAUUGAAUAUGGUCAAGCGAAGAAGCAGAUAGUUUUAUACAUAUUUAUAUAUAUAUAUUUGUAUGUCAGUUAUUAAGUGCUGCAAAUUAGCAUUUCUUUAAUAAAGAGUGCUCAUAUAAAAUACCUGAAGCGGGACCGGGUUUAAUAACAGCUGCUCCAAUUGCAACGCACGAGCGACUGAUUUUGCAUAGAAAUGACAACCACAAUGCAGGUGGAGAUCAACACAAAUGGAACUGGCAACGGCAGCUUGGAAACCAACGCCAUGACCACAAUGACGACAACUGCAACCAGUUCCAAUCUGAACUCGAGCAACGGCACAGCGAGUCCGGCUCUGGGCAAACUCAAUCCAGUGUCCAAGAAUCCAAGCGGCGUGGGCGUGGCAAGCACACAAAGAGCUGCUGAUGUCAGCAAACGCAAGAAACUGAAAUCGCGCAGCAACGUUGCAGCAACAGCAACAACAGCAGCAGCAGCAACAACAUCGACAACAACAGCAACAGCAACAGCUGCACAACUGGGCAGCAACAAUAAAAACAAAAGCAGCAGCAGCAAUGGCAGUGUGCGUGAUCAGUAUUCCAAGGAUCAUCUAGAUGCCUGGCUGGAGAACUGCCUGAGGGAUGCAACAAAUGCGCAACUCUCAUCUUCAUCCGAAUUCCUUGACUUUAAUCCAACAACAACAGCGGCAAACAAAACGUUAUUUGUAACGCAGGCAGCAGCAGCAGCACAGCAACAACAACAGCAGCAACAACAGCAACAACAGCAGCAACAACAGCAGCAACAACAGCAGCAACAACAGCAGCAACAACAGCAGCAACAACUACAGCAACAACAGCAGCAACAACAGCAGCAGCAGCAACAACAAUUUCUCAUGCGUUCGCAUUCGCAGCCGUAUGGCAUGGGCGCUGCCACGCCCUUUAGUUUGGGCAUACAACGCCACUCACAGCCGCUGAGUUAUCGCUAUCCGAUGCUGUUUCCGCCCCAGCCCCACAAUGGUGGCUAUGGUUUGGGCUUUGGACUGCCAGCGCUGCACGGCGAUGGGGCACAGGAUUUUGCCAGUCUGCCGCCGCUGGUCAAUAUGCUGGGCGGCUUUGGCGCCAGUCCCGAGAACGAUCAGAACUCCACAGAUGUUCACGAUGGCAGCGGCAGCAAUCCAAACAUGAGUCGAGGCUUUCGCUUUAGCGAUCCCUGUCUGCUGAAUCCCUCCGAUAAUGAUUCCAAGCUGAGUGGCCAGAAUACGCCGGAGUGUCGCAAUGGCAAUGCCAAUGGUGGAGCAACAACUACAGCAAAUGGCAGCAGCAGCGAAUUGGAGCAGCAGAACAAGUUCUUUGCCGCCCUAAUGGAACAGAUAAACAUAUUGCACGAAACGAACUCCAAGAUCUGUCGCAACUUGCAUGAGACGAAAGUCGAUAUCGAAGCUUUGAAGCACGCUCCCAGUGGCCAGCUUUGGGCUGGAGGCGGGGGCAUGCGGCACCGUAGAGAUAGCUUGAGCGGAUUAAGCACACAAAGUCAACCAUUGGUAUUUGGCGGCGGCGGAUUCGGUGGCACCCACAGUCCAGCGCCCACCUUUCAUUCAGGCGCCUACACGCCCGGCAUGAUGACGGAUGUUGUACGAGAGGUGAAGGAAGCGGCACGGGUACGCGAGGAUGCGCUGCUCAAUCGCGUCAAGUCGAUGGUCGAGGAGCGCCAGUGGUCGAUGAGCGAGGGAAAUGUGCGCAUAUUGCGCGACAUUGAUGAGCUAAAGUCCCAUGUGAUGCAGUUGCGCGUGGAGCGCAAGGAUACAAACAAGCGGGUGUCCCAUCUGGAGGCGGAGAACAAAUAUCUGCGCCAGGCACUGGCCAGUUUGUACAAUCAACGGCAGGCGUUUAACGACAUUAUCUACGAGAAUGAUCGGGCGCGUGGAGCACGCGGUGUUAAGGCGCCGUUUCCCUUUCCCAAGGGUGGGGCACGUCGGGCGCACUCCUUGAAUCUGCACUAUGGCACCGUACACCAGGCGCCGGCGCAGGCCACCCAGCUGCUGGACGAGGACGAUGAGGUGGAACUUGACGCCGAGGAUGAGAAUGAGGAGCUGACUCUCAGCGUAGCUAGCAAUAAGCGGCUAUCGAGUUCCAGCAAUGAAUCACGCACCAAUGGCCUAACCACUUCCGCACCACAACAGCAACAACAACAGCAGCAGCAGCUGCAACAACAACAGCAGCAACCACAAUCCAUUCAAAGUCCGCCAAAAUUUGCAUUGAUUGGGGAGCAGGUGGGAACGCCACCGCCCCUGUUGCCCCGCAAAAAGGAGCAUGCGCAGCUGAAGCGCGAGCUCAGCGAAGCGACGAGCGCACGUAAGGAGGCCAAUCAGCGUAUCAUUGCACUCGAAAAAUUGGUUAGAGACCUAAGCGCCCAGGUGGUGGCCGGCCAAUCAAAUUGGAAUUUGGAUAACUUAACGGCGAGCGCAGCAGCGGCCAACAAACUCAGCGUCGCCGGCGGACCCAUUACGGACUUAUAGUUCUAGCUAACCGGCUGCGCCCCCGCUCCCGCAUCCGCAUCCGCAACCACUAACGCGCCUGGCCACAAAUGUUCAACCACAGAGAAGACGGCCAGUUUGCGUGUAACUCAUUUAUAGCAGGCACCAAAUCCAAAUCGGGGCAACAAUCGGCAGCAGCGGCGACUGCACACAUUUCGUUUCAAAAUUAUUUAUAACUCAUUGACAUUUGCAUAGGAACCACAAACACACACACAACAAACACACCUAAGCCAAAAGAUUGUUAAAACUUGUAUCCCUAAGCCAAAAUCGAAUAUCCCGUAUUGAGUAUUUUCGAGAUUCUGUCCAAUCCCUUUGACCGCACAAAACUCCAGUCCACUCUACGAAUUGUUACUAAAACAAAGUACAUACACACAUACCUAAAUGCGUAAAACUAUUAUUAACUCUGUAACUGUAACUAAUAGCAAAUAGAAAAUCGAGUACCUACAUUUAAACAUACAUACGAACAAAAAUCAAAACUAAUUUAGAUACACUUGUAAUGGUUUUGUUAACGGAUUAAAUCACAUAUACAUAUAUAUCAAUGUUCAUCAAUGUUGUUGUGCAGUGUCGUAGAAUUAAUCACUAUUUUUUAUUAACUUACAUUAAAACAGAUUUAGGUGCCAUUUGAUAUAAACAAAAAAUAAUACAAAAAUUAUACAAACAUUUCUGCUUGUUUUUAUGUAUAAAUAUAGGCUGGCUUCUCAGUGAUUUCACGUUUAAAUAUAAUUUAUGUAAAUAUAAAGA